UGAUGCGUGUUAUUGCAAACAAAGAAAAAAUAGUGUAGUUUAGAAUUAUUUAUUUUAUUUCGAGCUAUUAGCCAGUACACAACAAUAUUUAGCAAAAAAUAUUGUUUUAUUUAUUUAAAUUAUUUAAAAAUUAAUUUAAUAAGUCAUUAUGAGUUCAGAAUUAGUACUAGGCAUACGAUUGAAUUCACAAAAUUUGACAACUAUCAAAUUACGCGAUAUUAAUUUAAAAAAUAGAGUAGAAGAUUUAAGAUACAAGACUGCAGCAAAAGUUAAUUUAUCCAAGGAGUCAUUUGAGCUUAUAUAUUGUGGAUGUAUUCUGGAAGAUGACAUAACUUUAGAAGCUUGUGGACUUAAAAGUGGUGCAAUGGUGCAUGUUUUAAUGAAAAAGGAAGUAGAACCUCCAGUACCAAUAAAAUAUAUAUCAGAAGAAAGUAUCCUACAGCUGGCUUCUACAUUUAAAUCUUUUAUUGAAAAUCCUGCAUUUAGAAGCGCUUUACAUCGUUUAAGUAAAAGACCAGAAGUUAUAGAUAACAUUAUUUCAUCAUCUCCUGGAUUGCAUGAAGACUCUGUUGCAAUUGCUAUGUUACAAGAUCCUGAUCUGAUGGGUCAUUUUACAGAUAUAGAUACUAUUAAAAGAAUUGCUGAAUUACAUCCAGUACUUAUAGAAGCUGCACAAAAUUUAGCUGCUGCUGUACACGAAGAAGCUCAUAACAAUGCUACUGCUGGUUCUAAUUCCUCCAUGUUGAAUACACCACCUACCGCGUACUCUUACAGUUUAGAUAAUUUGAGCGAUGAUGAAGAAAUGGCUGGAGAUUCUUCGCAAUCCUCAGACUCUACUCAACCAUCGAAUUUAUCUGCUAAUUCAUCGAACACUAUUACUACAGCACGACUUGCGGCUGCUCUUUCAAGAGCAGGAAGUCGCGCUUUUCCAUUAUCAAACUCUCCAUCUUCUACAUCAGCUAGUAGUACAAAUUCAGGUGUUAUAACUACCGAGAUGUUUACACAAGCUAUGCAACAAGCAUUUGCAACGACUCCUGCUUCAACAGCUCCAGCAGCUCCAACAGCUCCAACUUCAUUAUCACCUAUGUUACAUCCCACUCUUCCAGAAUCCACAGAUUUACAAAGACAAUUGGCGCAAAUGCACGAAAUGGGCCUUCAAGACGAUAAUACUAAUGUUCAAGCUUUAAUACUAACAAAUGGGAAUGUACAAGCGGCGAUCGAACUUGUAUUUAAUAGUUUUAGUGAUAAUUAGGAAAUUUAUAAUAAAAGCUCAUUUUCAAAAUCACCAA
Messenger RNA from Vespa crabro (European hornet), 1289 nucleotides. Its product is annotated as ubiquitin-like protein 7. The coding region runs from base 149 to 1252 and encodes 367 amino acids. Lineage: Eukaryota; Metazoa; Arthropoda; Insecta; Hymenoptera; Vespidae. The record is from RefSeq and is a predicted model, not a curated record. Gene Ontology annotation, cellular component: cytosol. The transcript has 4 exons. Gene Ontology annotation, molecular function: polyubiquitin modification-dependent protein binding. Gene Ontology annotation, biological process: ubiquitin-dependent protein catabolic process.